AUGAAUAAACGGGUUUUCAUUUGGGCUUUGUGUGUUUUACUUUUCGUUAUUGCUGUUACAGCUAGUUACAGCGAAGAGUCUUCAGAAACUGACGUAUCAAAUGAAAAGUCUUACGAUUCAUCGAGCGAAGAAGAGUCUUACGAUUCAUCAAGUGAAAAGUCUUAUGAUUCAUCAAGUGAAGCCGAUUUUUACGAUUCAUCAAGUGAAGACGAUUCUUACGAAGAUUCUCAUGAUUCAUCAAGUGAAACAUCUUACAAUUCAUCAAAUGAAGAGUCUUCAGAAUACCAUUCAUCAUAUAAAGAUUCUGAUAAACACGAUUCACCAAAUUACGAGUGUUCAAAAUACGGUGAUUCAAACAAUGGAAAUAGCUCUCAAUGUCCUUGCUCUUCUGCCGAAGCAACGUUUAGUGGUAGAAUUAGUGGUGUGAUGCUUUUUAUUCAGAAACCAUGCGGUGGUACCGUCAUAACAGGAGCAUUCCGGGAUGGAUUCGUGGAUCCUGGAAAGAAUUGUUAUACUUUCAAGAUUCAAAGUGCUAAUGGUGAACUUAGGGACAUUACAAAUGAUCUGCACGUCAAAUUUGUUAACGAUGGAACCGAACCAUUCAAAGUUAGGAUUCCCAAUCUUACUCUCAACUGCGAUAAAAAUGGUAUUUUAGGUGGAAAUGAUCCAAGAAAGCGCGAUUAUUUGUGGAAACGUUCGCAAAACGCAACUCAAAACGCAACUAUGUGUAUCUUCGAAAAUGGUAAAACCUGCGGGCAAGCUCCAAUAAAUUUACUUUAA
Messenger RNA from Cetraspora pellucida, 780 nucleotides. Lineage: Eukaryota; Fungi; Glomeromycota; Glomeromycetes; Diversisporales; Gigasporaceae. The record is from the annotation of a GenBank genome assembly.